This is a messenger RNA of Siniperca chuatsi (mandarin fish), 3117 nucleotides long. RefSeq names its product tyrosyl-tRNA synthetase 1 (gene yars1). The transcript has 14 exons. Lineage: Eukaryota; Metazoa; Chordata; Actinopteri; Centrarchiformes; Sinipercidae. Gene Ontology annotation, molecular function: tyrosine-tRNA ligase activity; tRNA binding; ATP binding. The record is from RefSeq and is a predicted model, not a curated record. The coding region runs from base 784 to 2370 and encodes 528 amino acids. Gene Ontology annotation, biological process: tyrosyl-tRNA aminoacylation.
UUUUUUGAUGAUCUAAAACACUUAAGUGUGACAAACAUGCAAAAAAAAAAAAGAAAUCAGGAAGGGGGCAACUGCAUUGUUACCUACUCAUCUUGCCUUGUUUUCUAGAAGGGCCCAGUGUCAAAAUGUAGUUUCAAGACUUUAAUUACUUCACAUUGUGCUUACAUGGCAUGGUGCAUAUAUUGUGAUUAAUCAAAUUAUCAUUAACAUACAUCAUAUUCCAGCCCAGGGGUACUGGUUGGUUUCUGGUGAAUAAUUAAACUAUGUAGUGUCUGUUGUGUGCACUGUACUUAAUGGGAACCUGGAGAGUACUAUAGAUCUGUAGGAGCCCAACAACAAUUAAUGGGUUCGUUUGGCCAUGCUGAGAAAAAAUAAAGUUAAUUCACUCUGAGCGCAGAGAAUGUGCAAGAGUCAGUACUGCUGGUAAUGUUUUGAUAAUAACAUUUCAUCAGUUUGUCUUGUCCUUAUACCUGACUCCAGUCAAACAGACGAUAGUGACGUGAUAUUGUCCUCUAUGCUUGCCUGCCAGCAGUAGAAAACGUGAAUUUCAGUAAAUAUUUUACUCCCCUGGAAAAUGCAGACGUUUUGCUUGCAUCAAUACAUCCAUGAGCUGAAUCAUAGGCUCUGCAGUCUGACCUCGAUUGCUUUCCCCUGGAAUCUAACUAGUCGAUAGCAGAGUUGAUGCUAUCGCUGAUGCAACACACUGACAGAUCCACCCAACCGGCUUUUCUCACCGACUUCUCUUUGUAAGAAGACAGGUUUUGAGUCAGAAGGCCCUGCACCAUGGCAGAUAAGCUAAGCCCGGAGGUGAAGUUCCACCUCAUUACUAGGAACCUCCAGGAGGUCCUUGGAGAGGAGAAGCUGAAGCAGGUUCUUCAGGAGAGAGAGAUGAAGGUGUACUGGGGCACAGCGACCACUGGCAAACCCCAUGUAGCUUACUUUGUCCCUAUGUCCAAGAUAGCAGACUUCCUCAAGGCUGGAUGUGAGGUCACUAUUCUGUUUGCAGACUUGCAUGCCUACCUAGACAACAUGAAGGCCCCCUGGGAGCUGCUGGAGCUCAGGGUGAAGUAUUAUGAACAGGUCAUCAAGGCCAUGUUGGAGAGCAUUGAUGUGCCUCUGGAUAACCUCAAGUUUGUCAAAGGAACUGACUACCAGCUCAGCAGAGAGUACACUCUGGAUGUGUACCGUCUGUCUUCCAUGGUGACAGAGCAUGAUGCUAAGAAGGCUGGAGCUGAGGUCGUCAAACAGGUGGAGCAUCCCCUGCUGAGUGGUCUGCUCUACCCUGGAUUGCAGGCUCUGGAUGAGGAGUACCUCAAAGUGGAUGCCCAGUUUGGAGGAGUUGACCAGAGGAAGAUUUUUACUCUGGCAGAGAAGUACUUGCCCUCUCUUGGCUAUUCCAAGCGUGCCCAUCUGAUGAACCCGAUGGUACCAGGACUGACAGGGGCCAAGAUGAGCUCCUCAGAAGAAGAGUCAAAGAUUGAUCUACUGGACUCCAAAGAAGAUGUGAAGAAGAAGCUGAAAAAGGCUUUCUGUGAGCCAGGAAACAUCCAGAACAAUGGAGUACUCUCCUUUGUCAAAUAUGUCGUCUUCCCUCUACGCGGAGAGUUUUGCAUCAAAAGAGACGCCAAGUGGGGUGGAGACAAAAUCUACACUAUGUUUGAAGAGGUGGAGAAGGACUUUGCUGAGGAGAUCAUCCACCCAGGAGACCUGAAGGCCUCAGUGGAAGUAGCACUAAACCAACUGCUGGAGCCAAUCAGAAAGAAGUUUGAGUCACCUGAGCUCCGCAAACUUACCAACUCUGCCUACCCCAACCCCUCAAAGACGAAAGGAGCAGGAAAGAGUGCCAAGGCAGGAGUAGAGGACGAUGAGCUGGCCCCCUCCAGACUGGACAUCAGAGUGGGCAAGAUCAUCAGUGUUGAGAAGCAUCCAGAUGCUGAUUCCUUGUACCUGGAGAAGAUUGACGUGGGAGAGCCACAGCCAAGGACGGUAGUCAGCGGGCUGGUGGCCUAUAUUUCAAAGGAGGACUUACAGGAUAGAAUGGUGUUGGUGCUGUGCAAUCUGAAACCCCAAAAGAUGCGAGGGAUUGAGUCUCAAGCCAUGCUGCUAUGUGCCUCUGUUGAAGGGGAACCCAGGAGGGUGGAGCCACUGGACCCUCCAGAGGGGUCAUCGCCAGGAGAAGGGGUCUUUGUCGAAGGAUAUGAGACAGGCAAACCAGACGACAGACUCAACCCAAAGAAGAAGGUGUGGGAGAAAGUGCAGGUGGACCUGAAGAUAUCAGAUGAUUGUGUAGCUCAGUGGAAAGACAAGCAGCUAAUGACCAAACUAGGACAGAUCACAUGUAAGACACUCAAGGGAGGCAACAUCAGUUAGAUAAACAUACAUUACAUUCACCACCGAAGCUGCUCCUGCCGGCCACAUUACAACAAAAAUACUCUCAUCAACAAAUUGCCAUGGCAACAAACUUCAUCUGGAUGUUUUCUUGGAGAAUGAUGGGACAUUGAUGCCAAAAGUCUCAGAUGCUUUGGACUGGCUUAGACAAAUUCUGUUACCUUGCAUUGACUUUAUUAGAAAAAAAUAUGUAAUUCCCCUGUUCAACAGAAAUUAUGUAACUAAUCAACACACGAUUCAUUACUGUUUCACUUUUUUUUUUUUUACCAGGGGUUGUUUGGUGUUCCUAACACACUUAAAUGUACAAGUACAAUAUAACAGAGUUUCUGCAAAAGAGACACAAUUCUACUCACAUAAUGGAUUACCUUCUUGUAUGUUGCAGUACCAGUUGCUCAUUCGUGGUAGUAGUUGACAAGGAAUCUCAGGUGUUUAAAAAGGGACUUAAUGUUUCACUACUAAAAUUACACUGUAUUGCUUUCAUUGUUAAUUUCAGGACAGUGGCCAAUCUGCCAAACCUAAUUAAUAAGAAUGGUUUGAUGGGCAUCAUAUGUAUAUAAAAAUCAAUGUUAUGUACUAUAAGACAUCGGACAGUUGCAUUGUGGGCAGUGUUUUACAGAAAUCAAUAUCUGGACAUUAAGUCAUAAAGAAAUAAUGCAUCAUCUCUAAUAUGAAAUAAAUGCUGGCUGAAUUCUGUGGUCUGCAGAAAUUAAAUAAAUGUGCUAGUUUCGA